Molecule: messenger RNA, 3948 nt
Organism: Chilo suppressalis (striped riceborer)
Lineage: Eukaryota; Metazoa; Arthropoda; Insecta; Lepidoptera; Crambidae
Source: the annotation of a GenBank genome assembly
AAAGAAGAAAACUACUGCUGCGCGAUUUAUUUAGAUCGAUGGGUUUUGGUGGUGUAUGAUUACUUUUGCCUUAUAUUCAAGAAAUUUUGCAAGAUUGUGAAUAGUUGUGAUUGGGAUCAGCGUUUUCUUUACAGUUAAUCCAUACACAUAAACGCAGCAAAAUGGGAAAUGAAAAUUCAAUUCCGAUGGAACUAUGUUCAAAUUGUGAGUAUUAUUGAUUCAGUUACUUUGACCAGUCUGCUAUUUCCUCUUCUUAUAUGAUUUUACUAAUUUUGAUUUUCAAUGAGGUUUUACAGCUUUGUACUUGUCUGCCUUCAAUAUAAUCAUUCAUAAGUAUUAUAACAUGCUUGUGUGAUGAUAACAAUAAUAAAAAUAAUACCUAAAAAAUUAACAAUUCCUUAAUUUAUUAUAUUAUUAAUAAUUAACGCUUUCUAUUUUCUAUGUAUUAUCAUUAAGUAUGGCUGACUUUUUCCUCCUAUUAAUUGAGAACGUAAAAGGCAGUACGUUGUGAUAGUGAGGACCACAUAAGAAUGUAAGAUAUAGGGUAUGCAAAUGAACCGUAACAAGAGAUUUGUUUUCAGCACGUGUUAACUGCAUUGAUUUUAAGGUGGAGAACUGUGAGUGUCGUAGUGUCACUCGCCCGCCUCCAAUGUUCAUCUCCAUGUUAGAGUAUUGCACUCACACCUGCUAGUCCAGAACAAUUUUUCUAUUCCAAUAAUUAAUAUUCUUUUAACACAAUACUUAUAGAGAAAUUAUUCUUGUGUCAAAAAUCUGAGCUGCUGAAGGUUGUAUUAUAUUAUUAAAAAGUUUCAUUCAACUGAACAGCUGUCAAAUUUAUAUUUUUAUUUAUUGACACUAAACUUCUGUUCUUUUGCAAAUUUAUGUUCUUGUCUCUAUUUCUUACCUAUGACUCGCAACAACCUGAAUAAAAAAAGACAGCUUUAAAUCUACUGUGCAGUUGGAACAGUUUUUAAUGAUGAAGCUAAAAAUAAAUGUGCAUAAUUCCUCCACCUUGAUGCUGAGUUGUCAGAAAAUUGUUCUGGAUAAAACAUGUUUGCAUAAACUCCAUAGUUUUGUUUGGUUAGUGCAUCUUAUGUCACAUUUUGGCCUCUAGUGGAAAUGGUGUGUUAGCGUACUUGCUAUGAAUGUUAAAAUAGAUUGCUACAAUGCUGCCACUCAGGUGCGAGGAAUCUAUGCAAAUGGGAGAGGUCAGCUGUAUAACUCUAUUCUCCGCUCGCCUGAGACAAGGUUGUCUCUGUAACAAUUGUAAUAACUUGAUGUACUGCAUGUAAUAUUUAUUAAAAUGUUUGUAUAGAUGAUUAAAUGUAACAAGACAUUUAUCUUUAUUAGUUUUAUAGUUUGUUACAUGUUGCAACCUUGAUUUGUAUUUGAAUAUUAUACUGUAACAUUGUUGAUGCAGCUGUCGUGUGGCUGUAACAGUAAUAGGUCAGACAUGGUGGUGUUACGGCUGACCUUUCUUGCGGCUUGUUAGUAUUGUUGUUUCGGUGUCAGCGCCUGUCGACGGCUGUUUGUGUGUUUAUACAAUCGUUAGAAGUGGGGGCGGCGCGGGGGCGGGACGGGAACCCGUCACUAUUAUAUUGUUGUUUGAAUUGAUAGCUGUUAUAUUUUCUUUCAAUAAAUUAAUAAUCACCAAGAAACAAUUAGAGCAAGAGAUCAAGUGAUAAGUGAAUUUUAACGAAAUUGUAAGGAAAUAACAGGAGUCACUGCAAGCACCAGUUGUGCGAACUUAGAUGACGCUAGAGUUCACUUACAAGUAGAGUUUCAAAGUUCAUAGAACACCUAAACUCUUCAUUUGGCUCCCAACUAAAGGGCGACAAGAAAUUUUGUAACAUACAGUCAGCAAUAGGGCAAGUUAUCAUAAGCCUUUCAACUUUUCCAAUUGACUUUCAACUUUGCUGCUUGCUAAGGUCAACAAACGUUUGAAAAAAAAUGCGACAUUAUGGUAACUUGGUGUGUUAUCGACUGUAUUAAACAACUAUUAGCGUAUAUACAUAUAACAAUUAAUUCAAAAUACUAGUUAUAAAACGGGUGAGCACCACGUUGGGCGCCAAGUGUUGGUUUCGCAUGAGGGUGUCUUAAUGCUAAUAAGCGUGUGUGAUGGCACGCGGCAGUCGAUGCGGACGAGAUCCGGCGGCUGGGCAAGAGGUUCCGCAAGCUCGAUCUGGACAAUUCCGGCGCGCUCUCCAUCGACGAGUUCAUGUCGCUGCCGGAGCUGCAGCAGAAUCCGCUCGUGCAGCGCGUCAUCGACAUUUUCGACGCAGAUGGCAACGGCGAGGUAGACUUCAAGGAGUUUAUCCAGGGAGUGUCGCAGUUCAGCGUUAAGGGCGACAAAUUAUCCAAGUUACGGUUUGCGUUUCGCAUCUAUGACAUGGACAACGAUGGCUACAUAUCUAACGGAGAGCUCUUCCAGGUGUUGAAGAUGAUGGUCGGCAACAACUUAAAGGACACACAGCUGCAGCAGAUCGUGGACAAGACGAUACUGUUCGCCGACAAGGACGAGGACGGCAAGAUUUCCUUUGAGGAGUUUUGCAACGUGGUGGGCAACACCGACAUACACAAGAAAAUGGUGGUCGACGUCUAAUCGCCCCUUUUCUUCCUUCCUUCCUACGUGCGACCUCUCGCUCUAGCUAGAUCACUAUUCAAUUGCGCAUUCGAAGAUUCGCGGCGUACGACACUUAUAAUAGCUAAUAAUUAUAAAGUCGGUUAUUUUUAAUAAGUUCAGAUCUUGAGCUGUAAUAAUAGUUAUCUUUCUGUCCUUUUAAAUGCGUUUUUGGUCAUUUACUGGAAAGUUGUGACGAUGCCGAUCGUAUGUAAGUCGGCCAGUGCCAUAUUAAAGGUUCCAACAUAUUUAUCUGUGCGCUGUAUGAGAUUGGUACACCCCGGCGGGCUCCGGGUAAACCGUCCUCGGUCAGUCAAUAGUCAAUUUAUUUGGGUAGUAGAGUCACGUAUUCAUUGAACCGCGAGUGUUUCGAAAUAAUGGACGCUGGUCAUGUCGAGCGAUUUGUAAUCUUUUCGUGUGAGAGUUGAAAAAUGGUGAUAUAUUUUCAACUUUAAGUAGGUACUUAUUAAUGUUUUGGAGCUGAUUGAUAACCACAGGAUUAUCGGAGUUUUUAACAACAAAGCAGUAUAAUUUUAAUAAAAUUGCGCUGGUUUUGAAGAAACUGAUGAAUUGGUUAUUCUUACUGCUAUUUGAUAAGAUAAGUAAAAAAUAUUAUUUUGUUUAUUCAUAUGGACUUGGUGCUUCCUAAUUGUUACGGGUAAGUACUAUUCUCGGUUUUUAUGUAAACAUUAAUGAUCAGGUCAUCAAAAUAAACUUGUUCACUUGUUGAGAUAUUGUAAGCGUGUGGUGGGUAGUUGGGCAAACGCCGAACGCAACGGUUCAUUGAACCCGUGACGUGACACCAGUGCGUACGCCGCGACCGAAAAAGCGCCUCUAUCGUAAUUCAUUUACAUUUUAUCUCUUAAGAUUUACAUAUGUUUACAAAUUAUUAUUAUAUAUACAGACAUAGAUACAUAAAUUAGAGAAAGUUUUAUCGUAGUCAAAUCAUUAUUAUUAGUUUUUUUUAUUAUUAUAGUUUUUGUUGUGGUAUUUUAAGUUGAUAUUGUUAUUUAGUGUUUUAUUUGUACACACGAUUGUUUUGGGCGGGCGCGGGGGGCACGGUAGCGGGUAGAUGCACGGUAGCGGUUCUCGUAGCCUCGCGUCUUCGCGACCCUCGGUAUCUUUACAAAUCUCGUUGCCUUACCUGUAUUUUAUACGAUAAUAAAAUAUAGAGAUCCUGAAUUUAGCGUUUAGCGUCUCGGUGUGAAUGUGGGAAUGGUGACGGUUUAAAUUACUUCACGGUGUCGGUGUCAGUAUACCUGAACGAUCGACGUUUGACGAAUGCACGUGUGUUAUGUUGCGAUUGUCCCCCCCCCCCCCCUUCCCCC